Messenger RNA from Protopterus annectens (West African lungfish), 2910 nucleotides. It is a transcript of the gene UBQLN1, whose product is annotated as ubiquilin 1. The coding region runs from base 116 to 1831 and encodes 571 amino acids. The transcript has 11 exons. Gene Ontology annotation, cellular component: cytosol. Gene Ontology annotation, biological process: ubiquitin-dependent protein catabolic process. NCBI's taxonomy places the organism in Eukaryota, Metazoa, Chordata, Ceratodontiformes, Protopteridae. The record is from RefSeq and is a predicted model, not a curated record. Gene Ontology annotation, molecular function: polyubiquitin modification-dependent protein binding.
CGUGAUGAGGAAGCAGUAGUUGCCUGUCAGUGCAGGAGGCAUUGGGAACCGCCGUCGGUUUCAAAGUCGAGUACUGAGCUUCUUUGGUUUUCGUUAGACACUGACUUUUUUAGCUAUGGCUGAAAGUGGUGAAAAUUCUGGAUCUUCCCCAUCUGACCCAGUUACAAUUAAAGUAACAGUGAAAACCCCCAAAGAGAAGGAGGAGUUUGCAGUCUUGGAGAACAGUACUAUCAAACAGUUUAAAGAAGAGAUUUCAAAACGCUUCAAAGCCCAUACUGACCAGCUUGUGUUGAUAUUUGCUGGAAAAAUACUGAAAGAUCAAGAUACUUUGACACAGCAUGGAAUCCAUGAUGGUUUAACUGUACACCUAGUUAUCAAAACACAAAACAGAUCACAGGAUCAGUCGUCUCGAGCCACAAGUAGCAGUAAUAGCAGCAGCACCAGUAAUUCUACAAGUACACCGGCAGUAGCUAGUAGCGCAAGUGCCUCCACAACAACCACCACCACUAAUCCUUCAAGACCAGGUGGCCUUAUGGGUGCUUUUGGACUUAGCAGCAUUGGUAUGAAUUCACAGAGCUUAGCAGAUUUGCAGAGUCAAAUGCAACGACAACUGAUUUCAAAUCCAGAAAUGAUGACACAAAUUAUGGAAAACCCUUUUGUUCAGAACAUGUUGUCAAAUCCUGAUCUCAUGAGGUCUUUGAUUACAUCCAAUCCGCAGAUGCAAGAACUGAUGCAAAGAAAUCCAGAAAUAAAUCAUAUGCUAAAUAAUCCAGACAUAAUGAGACAAACACUUGAACUUGCACGGAACCCGGCAAUGAUGCAGGAAAUGAUGAGAAAUCAAGAUCGAGCUCUUAGCAACCUUGAGAGCAUUCCAGGGGGUUAUAAUGCUUUAAGAAGAAUGUUCAUUGACAUUCAAGAACCAAUGUUAAAUGCUGCUCAAGAGCAAUUUGGUGGCAAUCCGUUUGCAUCAUUGGUGAACAACUCUGCUCAAGGUGGAGAAAUUCAACCUUCACGUACCGAAAACAGAGAUCCAUUACCUAACCCUUGGGCUCCACCACCUGCUUCACAAUCCUCCUCUACAGCAGGCAGCACUAGUACAGGGCAGACUCCUGCAGCACCACCUUUAGGGUCAGCAACACCACAUUUAGGGUCUGGACUAGGAGCAGGCAUGUUCAACACCCCUGGAAUGCAAAGCUUACUGCAACAACUCUCUGACAAUCCACAGCUAAUGCAAAACAUACUAUCAGCGCCAUAUAUGAGGAGCAUGAUGCAGUCACUGGGUCAGAACCCUGAUCUUGCAGCUCAGAUGAUGCUGAACAACCCACUGUUUGCUGGAAAUCCUCAGCUACAAGAGCAAAUGAGACAACAGCUCCCAAAUUUUCUCCAACAGAUGCAGAACCCAGAAAUGCUGCAAGCUAUGUCAAACCCAAGAGCAAUGCAGGCUCUUAUGCAAAUACAGCAAGGUUUGCAGACAUUAGCUACAGAAGCUCCAGGACUUAUACCAGGGUUUAACCUUGGGCUUGGAGGCCUUGGAAACACUGGAGGCACAACAAGUACAUCUACUACAGGUUCUGGAACAAGUGAGAGUACAAGAGUACCAUCAUCCACUACAGACAGUGGCCAACAACAGUUUGUGCAGCAGAUGCUACAAGCGUUAGCUGCAGCAAAUCCCCAGCAGGUACAAAACCCAGAAGUACAAUUUCAACAGCAGCUGGAACAGCUCAGUUCAAUGGGUUUCCUGAACAGAGAGGCCAACUUGCAAGCUUUAAUAGCAACAGGAGGUGACAUCAGUGCAGCCAUUGAAAGGCUACUUGGCUCUCAGCCUUCAUAGACUUAAUUCCUUAUACCCUGGAAAAUGUAAUUUAUUUUUGAUAAACCAGCUGAUAAAUCUUUAAACAACAUGCUUUAUUUCAUUUUAACUCUUGAAAUUUCAUCUUGAAUGAAGAACUGAAGUAAGGUGAUGCUGUAAAGUGGAGUGACUUGCAGUAGUUUAAACAGUUGGAAACAAUGCUUUUUUCACUCAAGAUGUUGCAUGCAUCCAGCAAUUUCUUUUUCUUCAUUGCAUUUAUUGUGGUUUGGAAAAAACAGUAUCAGCUUUACUGUUGAGUGAUCAUGUUUUCGUCUGACCUUAAACUGUCAAAAUUGAUUUGCUUUUUGAACAUUAGCCAUAACUAGUAUACAGCCUAUAAAGACUAAAACUGAAGCUACAAUUUGUGGUAUAAUAUUGCUUAUUGUGACUUCGACCUGUAUUUUUUUUGCUAGCAAUAUGGCAUCAACAGUUCAGAAGACACCACCACCAGAGAAAAUGUUUCUACAUUUUAAUUUUCAUUUCCGUUCCUUGGUGUGUCGAGUAGAAAUGUACUUCUAAUAUCCCAGAAAACUACAUGCCUGUAACAUUACAGUAGUGUUGUAGGCCAGGAGUAUAAUUGAUAAUUUGUGGAAGUUUGAUUUAUCUUUUUAAAACUAAUUGGCUGUUCCACCUUUUCCAGAUGGUAAUAGAAAAUAUGCUAUUUUUACAAAUUUAGUUAUAAAACUGGUAAAAACACUUGGCAGAUGUCUGCUGUUAGUAGAGUCAUGUACAGAAAUAAUGCAUAGUAUUCUUGCCUUUGAAAAAUACAAAGAUUGUCCUGAUUGUAAAUUACCUGAUAUACUUGUGCAUUUUUGAAAAGUGUCACAUGCCCACAUGUUUAGUGCUUUUGCCUAGAGCUUACUGGCAGAGCCACACUCAAGUCCCAUAUUGCAUUUUGAACUGUAAUUGAGCUCUUACUUUCAUUGAAAGUUUCAUGUAAUAUUUUAUUACUUUUAACUACCUUGUAAAAAUACUGUACAUCUCUUCAGUUUUUAUCAGUAGUAUUUUCUCCUCUGCACAGGUAAUUAAUAAAUAAAACUAUUCACUGUGGCUCAUACCUA